Molecule: messenger RNA, 1761 nt
Organism: Lindgomyces ingoldianus
Lineage: Eukaryota; Fungi; Ascomycota; Dothideomycetes; Pleosporales; Lindgomycetaceae
Product: cytochrome P450 monooxygenase-like protein
Exons: 7
Coding region: 1-1635 (544 amino acids)
Molecular function (GO): oxidoreductase activity, acting on paired donors, with incorporation or reduction of molecular oxygen; heme binding; iron ion binding
Source: RefSeq, a predicted model, not a curated record
AUGUAUCUUGCUAUCUCCAUCGCCCUCGGAGCCAUCGCUGGCGUCAUUGCUCACAAUAGCUUUUUCAAGCAUGGCGAGUGGCAUAUGAGUACGCCGAAUAUACUACUAACACACCUGAUUGCCGAAUUUUCCGCCCUGUAUCUGCUAGAAAACCUCCUUGGAAGCUUGGGCGAUGCUCUCAAUUUUGUCGCGAGCGUGACAACUUCGUAUCUCACAGCAUUAUUCACGAGCAUGACUAUAUACCGAAUCUUUUUCCACAAGACGUCGCACUUCCCAGGGCCAAGACUAGCAGCCGUAACAAAAUUCUGGCAUAUAUGGCAUAUCCGAGACAGUACGAAUUAUAUGUUCAUGCAGAAGCUGUAUGAGCGCUACGGAACAUUUGUGCGCACAGGCCCGAACGAAAUUAGCAUUUUCCAUCCAAGCGCGAUUCAACUCCUCGACGGCUGGAUGAAUCAGAACACAAAGGACAUCUGGUACGAUGUCCUCCAGCCUCGCAAUUCCGCCAUCUUCACGCGGGAUGAGCUGGACCACAAGCAUAGGCGAAAAGUAUGGACACAAUCCUUGUCCUCCAAAGCAAUGGACUCCCUUCGACCUCGCCUCGCCGACCAAGCCAUGGCGCUUUCACGCUGUAUCGCGAGUUACAACGGCGCCCCGGUCGACGUCGACGAGGUAAUGUCAUGGUUCUCGUUCGACGCCAUGGGUGAGGUAGUAUUCGGCGAGGACUUCAAUCUCAUGAAUUCGCGCGUCAUGCAUCCAGCAAUCCUCCAUAGAGAUAGAGCACUGGCAAUGCUGGGGCCUAUCGCCGAUGCGAUUUGGAUUGCGAGAAUAGCGUUCUCAUUCAUACCGUUUUAUGGAAGAGUGAAGGAUUGGAUGCAGAUGGUUAAGUUCUGCGAGGAGAGGAUGGACGAGAGGAGAGGCAUGAAUAAAGAGAAAUCGGAUAUGGCUCAAUGGUUUAUUGAGGAAAAUCACAAACUUAGCGAGGUAAGGAGUCCAAAGGAUCGACGCCAUCUGCUCAGCGGUACUGCUGUCUCUGCCGUCGUAGCAGGAAGUGACACAACCCGCGCCUCUCUCAUCGCUAUCUGGUGGUGCCUAUGUAAACACCCUGAGCACGCCGAAAAGAUCCGUUCCGAAAUCAAGGACGUCGACAUUAGCGACGCCAAUGCCCUCGCUACCCUUCCCCAUCUCAACGGAGUCGUGAAGGAGGUUCUGAGGCUCGUGCCACCAGCGAUGACAGGUGGCGGGAGAAUCACAGGACCACAAGGCCUCUGGGUAGAUGGUACAUUCAUUCCUCCGUUCACCAAGGUCACAGCACCAAAAUAUGUCAUUAUGCGGAUGGAAUCUGCAUUCGAGUUACCCAAUGAAUUCAUUCCCGAGAGGUGGUAUUCGCGGCCCGAAUUAGUGAAAGACAAAAACGCAUUUGGGCCAUUCUCUUUCGGCAACCGCCAAUGUGUAGGCAAAGUCCUCGCAUACGCAGAAUUGCGGCUUGUAGCUGCGACGCUACUCAAGCAUUAUAACGUUCGUUUCGCGCCAGGGUAUAACCCAGAUAUCAUGUGGCGUGACAUGAAGGAUCAGGUUACAGCUCAACCGGGACAAGUGCUUUGUAUUUUCGAACCAAGGGAUGGUCAAGAUGUCUAAACGGCACUACGGAUAAGUUAUUACUACGAUAAGGGUAUGUCGCUAUUAUAGAAUUGGUGAUUCAGAGUUCUCAACAGUCAAUCAGUUAGUCCCGGAGGCUACCGGACCUGACUGACUUACUUUUCC